CCGUGGCUACGUGUGAUGAGUGGCACCGCCACGCGCUCUCUGUCUGUCUGCCAGCUACACACACACACAACCUGUGACCACACACAGGUAACAACUGCAGGCCUGUACUGGCACGUUUUUGAAAAUGGUAUUGCAAGCAGUUUCAUAUGACUCCGCAGAGGAAAGGCUUCUACAAGCACCUCGCUCCAGAAGUGUUUCGACUAGGAAUACAAAAACAACACAAAUGGCAACUAUAAAUGUCCGGGUUACAACCAUGGAUGCUGAGCUGGAGUUUGCCAUCCUGCCCAGCACAACUGGCAAACAACUUUUUGACCAGAUAGUGAAGACCAUUGGGCUGAGGGAAACCUGGUUCUUUGGCCUCCAGUAUCAGGACAGCAAAGGCUUCUCCACGUGGCUCAAACUGAACAAGAGGGUGACAGCUCAAGAUGUGAAAAGGGACAACCCUUUGUUGAUCAAGUUCAGGGGCAAGUUUUACCCUGAGGAUGUCACAGAGGAACUGAUCCAGGAAGCAACGCAGCGCCUCUUCUUUCUGCAGGUGAAGGAGGGCAUCUUAAAUGAUGACAUAUACUGUCCACCCGAGACUGCAGUUCUCUUAGCCUCAUAUGCAAUUCAGGUCAAACACGGAGACUACAAGAAAGACUAUCACGUACCAGGAUAUCUGACAAAAGAGAAGCUACUGCCACAGAGGGUUUUGGAACAGCACAAACUGAAUAAGAAUCAGUGGGAGGAAAGAAUUCAAGUGUGGCAUCAGGAGCACAAAGGAAUGCUGAGAGAAGACGCCAUGGUGGAAUAUUUGAAAAUAGCCCAGGAUCUAGAGAUGUAUGGGGUUAACUAUUUCAGCAUCAAGAACAAGAAAGGAUCAGAGCUGUGGCUGGGAGUGGACGCACUGGGCCUCAAUAUCUAUGACAAAAAGGACAAGAUGACCCCGAAGAUUGGCUUCCCCUGGAGUGAGAUCAGAAAUAUUUCCUUCAAUGACAAGAAAUUCCUCAUCAAGCCAAUUGACAAGAAGGCUCCGGACUUCGUUUUCUACGUUCCUCGUCUUCGCAUUAACAAACGAAUCCUUGCAUUGUGUAUGGGGAAUCAUGACCUGUACAUGCGCAGGCGUAAACCUGAUACCAUCGAGGUGCAGCAGAUGAAGGCCCAGGCCAGACAGGAGAAGAAUAAGAGGCAGAUGGAAAGGGCUCUGCUUGAGAGUGAGAAAAAAAAGCGAGAAAAUGCUGAGAAGGAAACUGAGAAGAUUGCCCGUGAGACCAUGGAGCUGAUGGAGAGAUUGAGACAGAUUGAAGAGCAGACAAAGAGAGCUCAAGAUGAGCUGGAGGAGCAAACUCGGAGGGCUCUUGAGUUAGAGAAGGAAAGGAAAAUUGCUCAGGAGGAGGCUGAGCUCCUGGACAAGGACCGCCGAGCGGCUGUAGAAGCUAAAGCAGCCCUGCUACACCAUUCUGAAACUCAGAUCAAGAACCAGGAAAGCUUGGCCACUGAGCUGGCAGAGCUUACCUCUAAGAUCUCCCAGCUGGAAGAUGCCAAGAAGAAAAAGGACGAGGAGGCAAAGAGAUGGCAGGGAAGGGCGUUGAUGGCUGAAGCUGAUUUGGAGCGAACCAAAGACGGGCUGAAGACUAAACUCAUGGGUGUCCAGAUUCAGGAUCCGGUCCAACCCCCCAUGCACGAGCACGACGAGACUGAUGAGAGCAGCGCAGAGGCCAGCGCUGAGCUGACUUCUCCAGGCAUGGUCCGAGAUCGCAGUGAAGAGGAAAGAGUAACAGAGGCUCAAAAGAACCAGAGACUGCAGAAAAACCUUAAGUUCCUGAGCGCUGAGCUGGCCGGAGCUGUGGACGAGAGCAAAAAGACCCCUAAUGACCUGAUCCAUGCCGAGAAUGUGAAGGCCGGCCGUGACAAAUACAAGACCCUACGUCAGAUACGCCAGGGUAACACCAAGCAGCGCAUCGAUGAAUUUGAGUCCAUGUGAGACCGCGUGUUGUAGCCCUACUCAGACUGAAGGCAGGACAAGGAGAGAUGAUGAACUGGACACACAAAGGUGUCGUUUCAGACAGUUUCAUAGGUAGUAAAUAAAUCGAAAGUUGAAAAAGACAGCAAAUAGUAUUGAUACUGUGGUUUGAUACCUUUAAUGAUUUAAUGAUUUGGUUUUCAAACAAGUGUAUUUAGAGAGCUUAUGAGAAGAUCAACUUGGGAAAAAAAAAAGUUUGGAUCCCAUAAAUUUCACAUUAUCCCAAGAAGUAAACCUGGCGUUUAGCUCAUACGGCAGAAUUAUCUGUUAGCCCAGACAAUCUGGUCACAACUCUGGAUUUAAUGAAUUUUACACCACAACAGCAGGAAUAAACAGCACUUUCAACGCCA
Messenger RNA from Solea solea (common sole), 2352 nucleotides. RefSeq names its product moesin-like. Gene Ontology annotation, molecular function: cell adhesion molecule binding; actin binding. Gene Ontology annotation, cellular component: filopodium; cytoskeleton; adherens junction. Gene Ontology annotation, biological process: positive regulation of protein localization to early endosome; regulation of cell shape; positive regulation of early endosome to late endosome transport. The record is from RefSeq and is a predicted model, not a curated record. Lineage: Eukaryota; Metazoa; Chordata; Actinopteri; Pleuronectiformes; Soleidae. The coding region runs from base 125 to 1963 and encodes 612 amino acids. The transcript is spliced from 15 exons.